Molecule: messenger RNA, 12995 nt
Organism: Spodoptera litura
Lineage: Eukaryota; Metazoa; Arthropoda; Insecta; Lepidoptera; Noctuidae
Source: RefSeq, a predicted model, not a curated record
UGCCUCCCCAGUGCCGCGUACUGUUUGACGUCAUUGCAUCCUUAAUUACGGGAAAAUCCAAGUGCAUUUUGGAGAACCAUGUAAUAUUAGCUGAUCAUCAGCCACCGUCAUCAUGUUCGAGGGCGCGGUCGCCGGGAUCCUGAACCGGCUGCUGGGCAAGUACGUUCAGGAUCUGGACACGGAGAAUCUCAACGUGGGAAUCUUCUCCGGGAAUGUCAACCUCACAGACUUGAAACUUAAGCCUGAGGCUUUGUACGAACUCGACCUCCCAAUAGAUGUGAAGAUCGGUACUAUCGGCCGCAUCGGCCUGCAGAUACCAUGGUCAGGCCUAUACACGCAGCCCGUGGUCGUCAACAUCGAAGAUGUGCUCGUGCUGGUAGGCCCAGCGAUAUCCAACAGCCACUUUGACCCAGAACGAGAAAGACGAUUAACCAGAGCAGCCAAACGAAAAAUCCUUCAGGAUUUGGAAGCCGAGAGUGAAGUCCUCAAAGGUCCCCAGAAUUUCUUCGAGCAUUUGUUCACGGCUAUUGUGAAUAACCUUCAGAUCUACGUCAGAAACGUCCAUAUUCGGUAUGAAGACUCCAUCAGUUCCAAGGAUGGACCCCUCGCGUGUGGACUGUGUCUCCAGAGCUUAUCUAUUGAGACUACUAAUAGUAAAUGGAAACCAUCAGUGACUCCGGCGAAUGCGUCCACGGUCUACCAGAUGAUGCGCAUAGAGUCCAUGUCAGCUUAUUGGAACCCGACGGCGACAGCCUUGGAUGACAACGAGACCGCCCACAUCACACCCAUGCAGUAUUACAAUUGGAAGCAUUAUAUGCUCACUGGCCUGGACAAGUUCUCCAUGCAUCAUGAGGACUUUGAAUUUUUACUGAAACCAGUAACAUGUAAAGUAAAAGUGCUGAUAAAUCGAUCUGGAGAAGCGCGUGUUCCUCGUCUACUAUUGGAUGCAGUGCUGCAAGAUAGUGCACUGCAGCUCUCACGGCGACAAUACCUGUCGAUAAACAAUCUAUUAGCUUCUUUUGAUAGGAUCAAACUGAACCGAAAAUACCGUCAUCUACACCCGGGAGUUCCUCUAUCCAAAGACAUCAAGAAGUGGUGGAAGUAUGCCUACAAUGUAGUCGUAGAACAAAGAGUCAGGCCAUACACCUGGGCAGCCAUUAAGAAGCAUAGAGAGAACUACAACGUCUACAAACAGAUUUAUAAAAGUACCUUGAGAAGUCCAAAUGAUAUUGAACUGAAAUUGGAUCUGCAGAAGUGUGAGGAUAGUCUACCGAUUGUGUCUGUUAUUAUUGCUAGAGAACAAGCUAAAUUUGAAUUGCUCGCCCAAGAACCAGACCGCAUAGAAGUAGUAGAAACAGAAUUUGAUUGGUGGAAGCCAUCGAGCUCUCCAACUGAUGAAAUCGAAGGUUUGAAGAACCACGUGGAGCUCUGUGUGAAGACUGAAAGGAGUAAGAGUCUGUGGAGUCAUCUCUCUAGUCCUGAAAAGAAGAGAGUCUGUGAACUGAUUGGGUAUGUGGAGGGGGCACCACAAAAGGAUAAGUCCAAACAGUACAUUGAACACAAAAUAAACCUGACGUUAGCCAACUGUUCACUGACGCUGAUGAAUAGAAAUAAAGAAGUGCUAGUGCUGACUCUCACACAGUUCCUUGCGUCUUUGGAAACCAGACCUUCGGCUAAAGCAUACAAGCUCUCAGCUCGAGCAGAAAGUAUAGUAGUGGAAGGAGUAACAUCUGACGGUGAUUUGGUUCCACUCCUGACUCCAGAGCGAGGCUCAGGAGUCACCAGUUCCAAUCUACUGGCCAUAGACUUGGAGAAGAAUCCUUGUAGCAAUGAAGCUGAUUAUGGAUUAUGCUGCCUUAUGGAACCUAUGGAGUUGGUCUACAUUGAGCAUUCCUUUACGGAGCUGAUCAACUUCUUCCAAACUCACUCGAUGACCGCUGAGGAGUUGGCAGUAGAAGUCACUGAAGCAGUGCUCAGAGCUGGUGCCGUCAGCAAGUCUGUCCUGGCCUAUGCCAUUAGCCGGAGGAAGGUGUUCCACUUGAAUGUGGAUGUUAAAGGACCCUGCGUGGUCGUGCCGGAGCAUGGAUGUGUGCAUAAGUCUGGUCGCGUAAUGAUCUUUGACAUUAGUCGCAUCAUAGUAAAGUCAGAUCUGCAACCAUCGAACUUGACGCUCGAGGAUGCCACAUGCAUGGAGCUGGAAGAGAGGCUGUAUGAUAGAUUGCAUGCUGAAUGCUCUUGUCAGGUUUUAUUCUGCGAGUGGACAGAUUCAUGGCGUGAAUCACGUCGCCAUGCAGACUCAGAACUGCACUUGAUACCUAAGAUCAAGAUGCAGGUCGUGUUUUCCAACAGUAUCAAGAAAGAUUACAAAUUACUACCAAAAUACAAACUAAACAUCUCUUUAUCAAGCAUCAAGCUGAACCUCUCAGACCGGAUCAUAGGUCUUCUCCUUGAUUUCUGCGACAAUCUCCCUGUUCCUGUACCCAACACCGUGCCAGUCUCCUUCAUGGACUCUGGAGACUAUACUGAGGAGAUGGAAGAACCAGAGAUGGCUGAAAUGCUGAGCAUAGACAGGGUGACUGCUGACCCUGAUUAUAAGGAUCUCAUGAACUUGAGGCAGAAGGUCGUGGCAGCUUAUCUGAGUAGGAGCAAGGCAGCAGAAACCACUUUCGACAAGGCCACAGCGAAGCUCGGGUUCCAAGCAGCCCAGCAGGCCUCUGCUGCAUCAGAACAUAGCGAUGAAGACAUUGAGAUAUAUGCCAGGACUGUCGACCUUCCUGGGUUCGAUGACAAUGUGUCACCUAGUAACAAUAUUAAUACGCUGCUGAGGUUCAUUGUUGGCGAAAUAGUAAUCAACCUGUCUCGUUCGUGUGACCAAAUGGAGAAGCCAUACGUAAUGCUAAGCAUCACGAAGGUCUGCCUGGACGUGGCACUCAUGGAGUACGGUCCUGCUGUCCAGCUGUCUGUCAGCCAAGUGUUACUGACUGAUAAACAACAUCACAGUAGUACGGGACAGUACUUGGAGCUGAUCACUAGCUCUGGGGAGCUGUUUAAUUUAUUGUAUAGGAAGGUUCGCGCCGACUGUCCAGAGUUCCGCUCACACUUCCACAAUGUGGAGCAGGCGUUGGUGGCAGAUGUUGGACAUCUGGCGUUACUGCUGCAUGCUGAUGCAUUGCCAACACUUCUCAAGUAUCUGCAGUACAUUUCUGAUAAGAUCCAGAACCGUCACGCACUUAACCUGAAGAAUGUAGUUCUGCCGAAGUCUAGAUCAUUAUGGGACUACCUGAUGCAGCCUGAAGCUGAUCCGCCUGUACCACCUGGUGCUACCAAAUUCAGUUAUUCUGUCAGAGCAUCAUCAAUAUCGAUGAAGCUGUGCCACAUGGAGAGUGCGGUGCUGGAGAUGAGGCUCGGGUCGUUGGAGAGUGACUGCGUGUUCCGAGCCAACGACCGGAUGAUCUUUAAGUUGUACCUCAGCUCACUGCAUAUUGAUGACCUUGCGGAGGCCACAUUGUAUCCCAAGUUGGUGUGGCCAGACGAAGACAAAGUUCUGGAGAUAAAGUACGUGCGCGCGGCGGCGCGGCUGUACGGCGCGGGCGCGGACCAGCGCUCCAUGAAGGCCCACGGCGAGCUGCGGGUCUACGUCGGCAGGCUGCACGUCGUACUGUUCUGCUGUGUCAUGCAUCACAUACAGCAAGUGCUGGAGCCGCUGGUGCCGGCGGCGGCGACGGAGGCGGCGGGCGCGGCCGAGCGCGCCGCCGAGCGACACGCCGCCGCCGCGCGCUCCGCCGCCACCAGGCUCAACCUCGCCAUCGAGAUUCACGCUCCUGUCCUAUUGCUGCCACAGAAGCCGUCAUCCCCGAAUUUAUUAGUCUUCAAUAUGGGUGAUCUUUUAAUAGAAAACUUCUUCAAGCAGUUGAACACUGGCAAUGAGCCUACCAGUCCCAUCCAGAAUGCUGUUAUAGACAAUAUACUCAUCAAGCUGGUGAACAUCACCUUCUCCAGAGCCGUUAUGACACUAGCUGGAACUUUGGAAGUGCAGGAGCCGAUCCUGGAACCAGUAUCAGUACGUUGCGACCUGAAGCGUGCAGUAUCGUACCAGCAGUUGGUCCGCCUGGCCUCCCUGCGUGACCUGCUGGCGCUGGAGGGCGGGGUCGCGGUGGAUGCCGUCACUCUAAAUGUUGGACAGAAGGACCUCGCCACCAUGCUAGCUGUCUGGAACGAUAACCUCAGCGAGGGCAACUAUAUCGGAAGUAUAGUACCAAGUUCUCCAGUAGAGACAGCACCAUCAGAUUCAUCAGUUAAGAAGUUGCAAGCUUUCUUCGCUCAAGGUGAACCUAUUAGAAAAGAAGCUGUUGUUAGGUUCAUCUUAGACGGCAUAGAACUAAAGCUAUUCUCAGACAUGGAUGAAGUCCUAAGCUCCCCAGUUAGGGAUCUAAACCAUGGACUAGCGAAAUUGACAGCUGGAGAGGCAAUGCUGCAGAUGGAAUACAGCUCCGAUGGAAGUUUAGAAAUCAAAGCUAGUCUGCAAAGCUUGUUAGUUGAAGACAUUCGACCAGAUCCUGGUAUUGUUAUUAAGAGGAUUUUCCAAUCUCAAGGAGGCACGAACGCUGAUGCAGAAGACUCCUGUAUCUCUGUGCGUCGCCCUCCACUUAUAGACGCCAGCCUGCGGGUGACGGGGGCGAAGGCCCGCCAUGCUGACGUCAGAGUAGAUAGGACUAGGUUUAAUCUCGCGCUGCCAUUCUUGCUGCAGCUAGCUAGGACUUUACUGGAUGCUAUGCCAGGUGAAAAGACAAUGGAAGGUGGUGUAGUAAAUCAUGGCUACGUAGGUGAUGUACACCCUUCAAAGACCGGCAACAAUAAUCGUGCUGCGAGACUUCCCAGCUCCAGUGACUCUACUAGCGGUUAUUAUUCAGCAGCGACAUCAAUGUCAGAAGAACAACCAGGUCUAUCAAUAUCGGUACAGUUCCGUCAACCAGAAAUCAUGUUCUUCACUGACCUCACUAAGACUGAAGGUCAUGCGCUUCUUUUACGGACAGAACUCCUUAUAGACUACUCCUCUCACUCUAACAGUGAGUCUUUCGUGGUCUCUUUAGCUGGACUUCAGAUUAUGUCCAAACUUCAAUCAAAGCUAAAGAAUCUACCACCACAGCUGGUACUAAAACCUUGUGACAUAGAAUUUUCAAAGGCUUUUAAGAAUAUUGAGGAGGGUAUAAGAGUGAAGAUGACGGUUUCGGAGGUCGAAGUGCAUAUUGCAGCUACUACAGUGCAUACUGUCAUAGAUAUAAUUGAAGAAAUAACAUCAGAACUAACAAUACCUGAUGAGAAGGAACCUUUCAACUUUGCGACUUACAACCCGAAGUCUGAGAAGCAGGACGAAGACCUCUGGUCUCCAAAGAAGCUGACUCCUUACGUAGUACUGAACCCUGAAGAUAUUUACACACAGCCGAAGUACCCGAGCCUUAGACCUUCGGAGACGUUCAUCAUGAGCGUGCCUUGCGUAAGGAUCAUGUUUGAGAUGGAGCACACUGUCAGGGUACCGGUGCUGAUGAUGAAGAUGAAAUCUGAGGUGACGAUCCACGACUGGUCUCAACAAUUGCACGGCACAGCGUCUCUCAGUAUGAUAGCGUCGUGUUACAACGAGCGCGUGGACGCCUGGGAGCCGCUCAUUGAACCUGUCGUGCAGAACGAGAACGUCUACCGACCUUGGGAGAUCACUGCUACUCUGUUCCAGGCCAAAGCCUAUCCAAUGUCAUCGCGACUCGACACCUCAAGUCAACAAGAGACAGAAGUAGACUCCUCGAUCGCAUCCGAUCAAUCAAAGAAACCUAAAAAGAAGAACGGAUUCGAGUCUGAAACUUCAGCAGAUGAGGGCGACACCGAUAAUGAAAUGACGUUUAUUAAAAAUCCGAAUGGUAGAGAAAGUAAGCAUUACAAUGUGGACUUCAGCGCUGGACAUAUGUCAUUCUUGGGAUUGCUGGAUGGAGAUGAAUCUGACUCGGAGAAUGAAAGUGGACUGAUGGAUAAACUAGCUACUGCUAUUGGACAUUUGUUUACUGAUGACUCCAGUGCUGAAGAAAUGAGCAAUGAUGAAGACUCUUCAGCACCAGAACAAAGUGAAGUAGAAGUAGGCAGUGAUCAUGAUGAGAACGAGAAAGCAGUCACGUUCAUAGAUGGAGAAGCCAAGGGAAAGAAAGAGACAGAACCUAAAACUGUAACGUUACAGGACCCAGUCGUCCGCGAAGACAGUGUGGACUCAGGACUCGAGACAGAGAGUUACAUUGACAAAUCCUGCACCUACAUAGCGGUGGAAGCGAGAGACAUGCUGAACAUCACAAUAACUCCUGCAGGAGCUAGAGCACUGCUGGACCUGGCUGCAGCAUGCACUGACAGAACUGCUGUAGUCACUGCCAUCGUCACUGGGGAAAGUGGACUGUUACUAGUCAAUGAUAUAGGACCGGGAUCAACAGUCCAUUUAAAAACGAAAGCGGAGACAGAUUUGGCGGGCAACGAGAGGAUUAUAGCCAUAGCCGAUUAUGAUGUGGACACUAGCCGGCCUAGCACACCAGGAUGCGACACAUCAUCAGCUGAUCUGCUAGAUGAACCACCAACAAAGCCGAAAAUAAUGACAGACGUCAGUGAUGAAUGGGAUUGCUUCGAGGGUGGUUUCCCCGGCGGCGCGGUGUCCCCGGCGGCGGCGUGCGCGUGGUCCCCCGCGCCCCCCCCGCCGCCGCCCGCGCUGCGCACGCGCCUCACAGACCUCACGCUCACCGUGCGGCUGCACGACCUGGACCAUCUCACUAUCCUGUGUCCGCAACGCAAUGUGUCGAAGCUGCACGUGCUGCACCCGAGCAAGAACUCGACGCGGUACUACAUCGCCGUGGAGAGGACCUCCAAGUAUAACAACAAGAAGAUUGUCGUCCGAUCUCCAUACCAGAUCCGCAACGAAACUUCAUACGCCCUUGAGCUGUUCUACAAGAAGACAGACCUGCAGGCUAUCGGAGCUGAACUGAUAGGAUCCCUGACGAACCCGUUCGAUGACAAGAUGAGGCUGGCCGUAAUAGCUCCACAGGAGACGUAUAACGUACCUCUGUAUAUCGCCUACCACUGUAAACUGUUCUUGCUGCCUUCCAACUUCGAGAGCUACCAAACAGCUACGCAAGGCAUCUGGUGGAUGGAACUAGCGAAUGAAGUGGGUACACCGCGGGACAUGAUAUGUCCUGCCAAGGAUGGGGAAGACAAGAGAAUAUUCGCCAUGAGGAUCUUGCCUGUGGAAGGUUGCCAGUCAUCCAAGAUCAGCCGAGCGAUCCCGAACUACGUGGUGCGCGUGGUGCCGCCGCUGGCCGUGUACAACCGCCUGCCGUACGCCACGGAGGUGCGCUGCGAGGCGGCGGCGCUGCGCAUGCGCAUCGAGGCGGGCGAGCGCGCGCACUGCUACACGCUGGCGCUGCCGCAGCCGCACCGCCUGACGCUGGCGCUGCACUACGUCGGCCUGCUGUGGACCGGCAGCUUCACGCUGUCGCCGGACGUGACGGAGAAGACAGUGUCGCUGCGCAGCGAGGGCGAGGCGGCGGGCGAGGCGGCGGGCGGGGCGGGGGGCGCGCAGUGCGUGGCGGUGGUGGCGCGCGUGGCGCGGCGCGACUGCUGGCAGCUGUUCCUGCACGCGCAGCACUGGCUCAUCAACAAGACCGGCCUGCCGCUGCACGUCAAGGGUGGUCAGUCAGACACUUGCUACGAGGUGACGGAGGAGCCUCUACUGUGGAGUCCUGGGACUCGAGGCCAUCGGCGAGGGGCGCGAGUUCGGUUCCGUGCGCACCACUCCGCGUGGUCACGAGCUGCGCGCCUGGCAGCUGCAGCUCCAGGGCUGGUCGUGUGUCCUCAUACUGAGAGACGCACCAACUAUCGGCUACUGCUUAACGUAACCCUAUCAGAACUAUGUCCUCAAUUGACGAAAAUUGUGACGCUUUUACCAUAUUUCCUGGUCUACAACGACACCAAGCGUCAUUUGCGUUUCAUGGAGGAGAAUGAAGCGGCCGACCUUUGGAACGACCUAGCCCCUCAGCAAUGUACUCCGUUCUGGCCGCAGACGGACUCCAUGUCCAUGCACUGCAAGUACCGGGACUCCACUGUGGUCUCCCAACACUUCCCUAUUACGAAGAAUCAUUUUACGGUGUUGAGGAUGGAUAAGGGGACAGCAAUCUGCGUGGAAGUGACUGGCGGUACUGACCGUCCCUUCACCAUCACCUUUAAGCCCUACACGGCAGGGGACUCACCAGUUCGUAUCGACAACUUAUGUGAUGACUUAUUCCUCAAGUUGCACCAGGCAGACUCGGGCCAGGUGGCUCUACUGAGCCCCUAUCAGUCCAUGCUAUAUACUUGGGACGAUCCCGCAAAAGAAAGGAAACUGAUGUGGAAUAUUUAUAACAAUAAGGGCAAAGGAUUUGAUGCUGCUUUCAAUCAGGACGGCUACGGUGAAGAGAAAGUAAGUUUCCACUCAGUAAAGCACUCAACCCUGGUAGCAACGAACAGCGUCACGUCCAAACUAUCUUCGACUCUCAAGAGACUGACUCCAAAGUCCCCUGAACCCUGCUCUUCAAGCAGUGAUGACUCUGACAGUUCAGACCUUCCUGAAGCACACGCUAAAACUAAGAAGAUGAGGAAAGACAAGGUGGUGGUCUACUGGAUAUCUUACAUGGAUGGAUAUCAAAGAGUUUUCGCAUUGGCGCAAGACGAAAGAAUAGCGUACCAAUACAGGAUGCGCAUCAACGCAGAAAGAAGUAACUACGAGGUCUACAUGUCCUUGUCAGGAGUUAGUCUUUCAGUUUGUGUGCCUACUCAUGCAGGAGUCAAGGAACUGGCGUAUGUCAGCAUAACUGAUUCUUUGCCUCGGUGGGAAGUCAACGUCAACCACAAGUGGAAGCAACUGUCCCCUGACCUGACAUCUUGGAUCGAAGACAAGUACCAGACGGAUCAAAAGAAAUGUCAACUGAAAGAGUACAUCCAUUUGGAUUUGGAGAAAAUGCAGAUGACCAAGCCAUUCUUCUCUGAGCUCCGUAGAACGUACAACCCUGGUGUAUGGCUGCAGUUACGUAAGUCUGAAACUUAUACGUACUGUCACCUGAAGUGUCAAAGGUUACAGAUUGAUAACCAGCUUCAUGAGGCAGUGUUCCCGAGUGUAUUGUACCCGGCACCGAUACCUAACGACAUCAGAACGAGUAAAGGCUUAAAACCUUGCGUAGAAAUAGUUGCUCUGAAGCAGCACCGACCAAGUUUGAAUCAGGAUGUGUACAAAUACGUCAAGAUCUUAGUUCAAGAGUACUGUGUGAACUUGGAUCGUGGUUUUGUGAAUUAUGUCUUUGAUAUCCUAAACCACUGGAAGAUUCAGGAGAAGCCAGCUGUGAGGUUACGAGCUGACCUUGCAUUAGUACACAUGCCAUUACCAGUUAUUGCAAUGAAGAGCCAGGUUACUACGCAGAAGAACGUGUUCUUUGAAUACGUUCACCUGUCUCCAGUGAAGCUGGUGCUGAGUUUGUCAUCUCGAGGAUAUUCUGCAGAGUCAACCAAUAGUCCCAGCAAGACAAGGUUCGGGAACAAGAAAGAGAAUAGGCCUAAACUGUUCAACAGUGAUCUUUUGGAGUAUUUGUUCAAUUCUUGGGGAUCCUCGUUGUGUGACAUGAAGGACGUGGUUAUAAAAAUGUCAUACUUGGAAUUCCGUAACGCUCCCAUCACCACAUCAACCCUGGUGGAGCAAGCCUCACACCACUACUGGACACAGCUGGUGCAGCAGUUCUAUGUCCUGGUCCUCGGGCUCAACAUCUUGGGGAACCCGUAUAGCCAUAUUGGAGACUUCUCUAGAGGACUAAAGCAGUAUUAUGAACCUUGUAUGGGUACCGCUCUAGGCCGUAAGAUCAUGGAUGUAGCCUCACGCCUGGAGGACGGAGCAGCAGCGCUACUAGGACUGCGAGCGAGCCCAACUACAAGGACCAGUGCCAUGUUUGAUGAUCUGCCUAAACCACAAACGCCAAGACGGAAACCAGGGGAAGUACCUCAACUAAGCAACGAUAUCCCGGAGAGUGUGAUAGAAGGAGACAGCAGUAAUCAAGCCAGUAUCGCACUCGCUCUCACAGCUCUCGUCGCUAGGCCAACAUUUGAUGACGACUGUGUCGUUGUGAGAAAUGUAUGUCGCGAGGCAGCCCGUGCAUCUCUGUCUCGGCAGCUGAACGUCAGCAGCGCGGAGAGUGCGUUGAAGGCCUGCGUGGAACGGAGUGGUGGUCGGUUACUGGCGCGGCGCCGACUGCCACGGCAUUGUGAUCCUAUUGAAGGAGUCCGACCAUUCUCCCAGCACGCUGCGCUGGGGCUGCAGCUGCUGACGCUGCUAGGACGGGGCCACUACGCCGACACUGACGCAUACAUUGCGCAUGCGCAUCUGGGACCUACAUCCAAUUGCACGCUGCUUAUAUCUACGCAACACAUAUUCAUGGUCCGAGCGAGUGGCACCAGCGGCUCCUGGCACGUGGAAUGGGCAGUGAAGCUGGAUGACGUCAUUGGCUCCCCCAUAGUGCAUGGAGACAAACUGCUGCUUAACAUUAAACAGGACGAGCUUGUAAACUAUUUCUCAACGGACGAAAAGGUGAUAGAGGUAUCAGACCCAGAGGUACUGACCUGGUUGCACUCCAAGAUUGAGUGUGCCCUCAUCCUGGCGUUAGAAGACAAGAGAUGCGUCUCUACUGAGUAGAACUAAACUACAAUAAGGCCAAAAACGAGAUCUCUACAGACUUAUAGAAACUUACUUUAUUUAAUUACUUUUAGAGUUCAUUUUUCAAUGAUAUCUUUGAAAUAAUUGUGGUAAUGGAAAUUGGACUUCAUCAAAAGACGUUUAAAAUCAAAAUUGAGUUAUUGGGUAUCUCGUCUAUUGGUCUUAACUUUAUUAUGUACUUACACUGAUUUAUAGGUACCCAUAUAUUCAUGAUACAGUUAAUUGCCCAUCAGAAAGUUUUAAGGAAUAUGAUCUUUAUUUCUUCAGAUUUAAGAGUUAUAAUUUGAAUGACAAAUAUCAUUCACACUAAGUUAGAACUUUCGAAAUGUAAUAACUAUGAAAAAUCUUUGAUAUGGGAUUAACUGAAUCUACCAUUAUAUUAUGUAUGUAUUUAAUACAUAAAUAGACAAUUUGUAACUAAUACAAUUUAAGAAAACAUUUUAUUAUCGACAUUGUCUAAAAACGGGGGCUUAUCACUAGGGGGCGCUACAGAACGGUGAAUCACUAGAGGCAUAAAUAGAAUGAAAUAAAUAUUGCCUUGUCUAUGAAUCAGCACAGAAGUGCCAUUGGCGCCACCUAGAGUUAAUGGAUAGCUCCCAAAUUGUUUAUAAACAGAAAACUAAAUGACAAAGGCAAAAUUCCCUCUGCCAAAUUGAAAUAGGUGUUUAUAUAACUUGUUUAUGCAUAGAAUAUAUUAAAAACAGUGAUAUUUGUACAUUAUCUAUAUGAAAAUCACCUCAUUCAUGAUGUGUUACUAAUAAUAAUUCUAUAAUUUAUUCUUAUUCAUCAAUUUCUGUUUGGAAUUAUGCAGGGGACAUAUCAGACCAUCAGGAAGCCUUUAAGUCUGUUUUGUAACGACAAUAAUUUAAAAACAAAAUAUUUGUACCUAUUAAAUUCAUAUUUUUUGAUCUCAAUAUCUAGUCAGCUUUUGCGUACACCUAUUUUAAUUUACUUUUAAGUAUAUUCAAAGCCAAAUCACGCGUAUUUACUUAUUUUCAAUGCAACUGAUUUAAUAAGAUUACUUCAUGUAAAUCAGCUUUUGGUCAUAUCGUCAUAAUUGCUAUUUGGAUAGAAAUUAUCGAUGCAGUGGAUACUAAUUACAAGGUAAAUUUAAUAAACUAAUUGUCGUGAUCUGUAACUUGGGUGUCGUAUAAACGAAUUGUAGUUAAAAUGGCCGACAAAUGUGUCGCCCUCUAGCGCAAAUUAUAAUAAACUGUGCAAUUUCAUUGCCUAAUUAAUUUAGUACUCACUGAUAUUGUAAUAAAUGUUAAAGUAUUUUCAUAUUAAAUUGAAUAUUUAUAUUGUUUUAUGUAUCGUUCUUUAAGCUUUAGUACGUAAGCUUGUUAUCUAUAUUACUAAUACAUAUAAAGCUGAAUAGUUUGUUUGUUUGAAGCUAAUCUUCAAAUACAUCACGAUGUGACCUAUAGGAGCCGAGCAGCGCGGUAAACUUCGCGAGAGUAGCUAGUAAAGAAAUACAUUUAAUCAUUUUGUCGUUAGAGUAGGUUUAUAAUUUACCUACCAGUAUUCUGAUCUCUGCCCUUAGGGCGACAAAAUAAUAAAUGUCUUUGAAUUUUCGGUGUCCAUACUAAUAAUUGUUUGUGUGUCCUAAAUGUUUUAAUGUAGACAGAAUUGUUGUCAUGUUGCACAAACUACAUUUUAGUUGGCUCCUUCAUUCAUUUCUUAAUUCAUCUUUCAAUAUUUUAGGAAUUUACUGCCCACUUAUUAAAGUCAUGGAAUGCUAAUUAAAAUAUCAUAGUCCAUCUCGUUCACAAGUAGGUAUUAAAAUGUGAGCGAGAUCCAAUAAAAAAAUAAAUAGUGUUGCCAAAAUCAUUUUUAGGCCAAUGUUGCCAGUAAUAAGAAAAACUUUUAUAUAUUUUUUGGGAAUGUUUGAAGGAGUCUUUAAUGUUUCAUUAUCAUUUAGCAGGCCACAUAGUAGCUUAACCCAUCGCAAGUUAAGAUACAUGCUUACAUCGAAAGUUAAAAUAAAAUCAAAAUCAUGAAACUUGAAUGUUUUUUAAAUGGAAAAUAAAACGUGAUUCUGAUGUUUGGGUCUUUUAUUUUAGUUAAUAAAUAUUAAUAACAUUUUGGAAUACAGUUAUUCUGGGUAAAAUUAGAUGACUUGCUAUGAAUGUUGGAAACUGUCAGAAUACCUUUGUACUUAAACGACCAUUACUAUGGCCUCACAGAAAAUCGACGUCACAGAAACAAUGCUUGCGUUGUGUUUCGUCGUGUGAGUGAGGAUACC